GAAUUUUGUCUUUAUCUUUUAAUUGUUGUAUUUAACAAUAAGCUAGAUAAAGAGAUAAAAGGAUAACGGAAUCUUCAAGCUGCUGAAAUUCAACUAUUCUAAGUGAUAAAAAACAAACAUAAUUAGUGAUUUUUGGAAAUAAAGAUUAAAAUAAAAAAUGGUUUCAGCAAUACUACGUUAAUUAAAGCAAUGAUGGGAAGCAUAACUCCAGACCUAGUAGAAUGGAUCGUCAGUGAUGACAAGGUUGUCGGGCAUUGGAGAAAUAUUGCAAGAAGACUUGGAUUUUCUAGGUCUAUUCCAGACCUUGAGAUAGGACGGAAACAUCAUAGAACAUCAUUUAAUAGGAAUAGGGGAGAACGCCAUAAACUUCAGGCACUUUUUCGACUUUGGGAGCAUCAGCGACCUGAUUUAUACACAAUUAAAGAACUGAAGAAUGUUUUGGCUGCCGAAGGGCUUCAUGAUAUGUGGAUGUGGGUUAAUAUGAUGACUCAAACCUCCAUACUCAAAGAACAGGUUUCCGAUGUAAUCUACAGAAAUAUAUCCUCCCCUCCCUCUACACCUAGUAGGAGUACAUAUAGCCCUAAUAGUUUACACCUCUACUCUCCACAAGUAACCCCUGGUCCCCUCUACUCUCCCUGGACCCCCUCCCCUCAACCUGGUGCCCCUGUGACCUCCCGGUCUACACCCAGACCCACCAACUCACCUCUGACCGCCAGGGAGGGAUUAGGGGGUCAGAUAACCUCCUUGAGGUCCACAACGUCAACUAGUUCACCAUAUUCAAACUUUUUCCAGAGGAUGGAUUCCCCGGAUGAAUCUACGACCUCGAGUAUCUACAUCUCUAGCCUAGAUUCAUCGAGGCCGAACUCACAAAUGAGUGAUUACUACAGCAUUGGUGACUAUAUGAGCCCAGGGAGUAAAAAGGGAAGAUCUUGUCCAAACACUCCUCUACUCUCCAGACGAUCAUGUUCUCCAUCUUUUACAUCUCCUGGUUGGAUCAGACCUUCUCCAACCUCAGGAUGGAUACGUUCAUACCCCAGGUCUAAAGCAGAGAGGUGUGAGAACUCUGAUAAGAAAAACAUAUAUAACCUUCUAUACAGGCCGGACCUUAUCAAACUAAGCUCUCCUAUGCAACGCUUUUCAAGAAAUGGCGGAGCUUUUACUGAUAAGAGUGAAUAUGAAACGGAUGAUGACAAGUCUGUAAGUCCAAAAAUGUACGUGAGUCAUAAAACUUUGUUGGUUGAACAAAAUAAUGCCGAGUCCCAUGUUUCCAAUGAAAAAGAACCUUCACAUGAAAAUCUGGGAAACAAUAUGGCGGAAACCGGGAAAGCGCGGGAAAAUGCGCAAACCAACAAAAAUGCCGCAGGCAAGGAAACUGCAAACCAACAUCACAGCUUGAAAUACCAGACAUCAGACACCAAUUAUCAACAGCAAUACAACAUAUCUCAAACAACAGCCAGAAAGAAUACGUCCCAGAAAUACGAAAACAGCAUCACAUUUAAUAUUGAACGACGAAAGAAAGUAGAACUUCCAAGCGUUGAUAUCACAGAGAGUCCGAGAAAACAUGGAGAAAGCAGCUACAGUGAUUAUUUUGAUAAGCUCAUUGCUCUUAUAGACGAAGCUGCUAAAGAAUUAUCUUUAUGAAAUAUAUAUUGUUAUAUUACAAACUU
This is a messenger RNA of Eurytemora carolleeae, 1667 nucleotides long. RefSeq lists its product as uncharacterized. The coding region runs from base 190 to 1641 and encodes 483 amino acids. The record is from RefSeq and is a predicted model, not a curated record. The transcript has 12 exons. NCBI's taxonomy places the organism in Eukaryota, Metazoa, Arthropoda, Copepoda, Calanoida, Temoridae.